AAAGUCCGCGGGCGCCGGAGCGGAGCGGGGACGCCGGAGCACUUCCUGCCGCGGGCGGCGCCGCAGCGGCCCAGGCCGGACCGGGCCGGGCGCCCGCAGAUGUGCCCCACCCGAUCCGCCCCCCGCUGAGUCUGAGGCCCGCCCGCCACGCCGCCCGCCAUGUCUCAGAUGCUGCACAUCGAGAUCCCCAACUUCGGGAACACAGUCCUCGGCUGCCUCAACGAGCAGCGUCUCCUGGGCCUCUACUGCGAUGUGUCCAUUGUGGUCAAGGGCCAGGCCUUCAAGGCCCACCGGGCCGUCCUGGCCGCCAGCAGUCUCUACUUCCGUGACCUGUUCAGCGGCAACAGCAAGAGUGCGUUCGAGCUGCCCGGCACGGUGCCGCCGGCCUGCUUCCAGCAGAUCCUGUCCUUCUGCUACACGGGCAAGCUCACCAUGGCAGCCAGCGAGCAGCUCGUGGUCAUGUACACGGCGGGCUUCCUGCAGAUCCAGCACAUUGUGGAGCGGGGCACAGACCUCAUGUUCAAGGUGAGCUCGCCCCACUGUGACUCCCAGACUGCCAUGAUUGAGGAUGCCAGCUCCGAGCCCCAGAGCCCCUGCACCCAGCCGCAGCCAGCCGCCACCGCUGCCGCCUACAUCGCAUCCCCGUCCGUGCCCAUCCCGCUGCUGACCCGGGUCAAGCAUGAAGCCAUGGAGCUGCCUCCGGCUACCGGCCCAGGCCUGGCUCCCAAGCGCCCACUGGAGACAGGGCCCCGGGACGGCGUGCCCAUGGCUCUGGGGGCCACAGGGGCAGCCGGCACAGCCCCUCUCAAGCUGCCCCGAGUCUCGUAUUACGGGGUGCCCAGCCUGGCCACCCUGGUCCCCAGCAUCCAGCAGGUGCCCUACCCCCAGGGGGAGCGGACCAGUCCAGGGGCCAGCAGCCUGCCCACCACCGACAGCCCCACCUCCUAUCACAAUGAGGAGGACGAGGAGGACGACGAGGCCUAUGACACCAUGGUGGAGGAGCAGUACGGCCAGAUGUACAUCAAGGCCACGGGCAGCUAUGCAGUCCAAGAGAAGCCGGAGCCCGUGCCGCUGGAGAGCCGCUCAUGUGUCCUCAUCCGCCGUGACCUGGUGGCCCUGCCUGCCAGCCUCAUCAGCCAGAUCGGGUACCGCUGUCAUCCCAAGCUCUACUCGGAGGGUGAUCCCGGAGAGAAGCUGGAGCUCGUGGCAGGCUCUGGUGUCUACAUCACACGGGGCCAGCUCAUGAACUGCCACCUCUGCGCAGGGGUGAAGCACAAGGUCUUGCUGCGGCGGCUGCUGGCCACUUUCUUUGACAGGAACACGCUGGCCAACAGCUGUGGCACAGGCAUCCGCUCGUCCACCAGCGACCCAAGCCGUAAGCCGCUGGACAGCCGAGUCCUAAAUGCUGUGAAACUGUACUGUCAGAACUUCGCCCCCAGCUUCAAGGAGAGCGAGAUGAAUGUGAUCGCCGCGGACAUGUGCACCAACGCCCGCCGCGUCCGCAAGCGCUGGCUGCCCAAGAUCAAGUCCAUGCUGCCGGAGGGCGUGGAGAUGUACCGCACGGUCAUGGGCGCCUCGGCCGCCGGCCUGCCCCUCGACCCCGAGUUCCCGCCCGCUGCCGCGCAGGUGUUUGAGCAGCGCAUCUACGCCGAGCGCAGGAGCGACGCCGCCACCAUUGUGGCUCUGAGAACGGACGCGGUGAACGUGGAUCUCAGCGCCGCCGCCAGCUCCGCCUUCGAGGCCAGCGAGGAGGCCGAGGGGGCUGGCUCGGUCAUCCAGGAGGUGGCCGCCCCAGAGCCGCUGGCCACCACCGGCCAGAGCCCCUCACAGCCCUUCGAGCAGGGCAGUGCCAGCUCCAGCAGGCCCCAGACGCCAGCAGCCGUGGCGACAAGAAGGCCGGAGGGCACCUACGCAGGGACUUUGUAAGGGGCUGGGGUGGCCAGCCCGAGAGGGACCUAGUACUAAAGCUGCUUGCAUGCGUUACUAAUACAAACCAAUGUGAUCAAGCCACUUACCUACUGAACUGCUACUGCUGCCUGACAGAAAUGUGAUUUUAUUCUGCCUGUAUUUAAAAUGGAUGAAGGAAACACAUGCAUUCAUUAUACUGUAAAGUUAGGCCGCUGGCCACCCGCUGGCCACCGGCUGGGAGGGUGUCCCAGGCUCCUUUCCGAAACUCCCAGGUCAGCCUCCUGGUGUAGCGGCCCCUUCCCCUCCCUGGGAAGGGGGAGGGGUGGGAGGCCACUUGGGCCCGGGUGCCCAGGCCAGCCCCUGCCUCACCUGCCCUUCCUGUUCCACCUGCCCUGGAAGAGGAAGCCGGGGACAGGUGGGACUGGGGUGCAUGACACUCCAUUUCUUACCCGUGGGGACCCCCCUGGGUCAGGGGGCAGUGCUGGGCCCCCAGAGGCCAAACUCCUUAUUUUUCCUUCUUCCUGAGAUGCCACGUAUGUGUGUGAGCGUGAAUGUGUGAGUGUGAGUGAGUGAAGAGACCGGUGGCCAUGCCGUACCCAUAGCUGUUGCGGGCACCUGUGGGUGGAGGACCCCAGUUCUCUAUCCAUGUCCACGUUCUUGCUCUGCCCCACCCAUCCCUCAGCCCUGCAGCCCCUCAGUCAGCCUGGAGACCCGGGGCCUGGCCUGCCGGCUCCCAGGAGACCCCCGGCGCCUGGUCUGCUGGCUCCCAGGUCUCCUGUGGCCCUCACCCGGCUGCCCCUCCCCGUGGAGUGGGGCGUCUUGAACCUACCGAAUGCGCAGCUCCGCCUCACGUCCUCUGCCUCCCACCCACCCAGGCUUUGCUUCUCUGGUAUUUUCGUUUUGUUCGGAUGUGUUUCAUAUAUUGUUUGGAAACUUUCAGACCCAAUAGAGCAAAAAAUCGGGGCGGGACGGGCGUCCCUGUCUCAGCUUACCACAUAUUGGGGUGCGUGCAUGCCCACACCCCCAUCCUGCGCCAGCGCCAUGCUCCUCCUGUUGGAGGCUGGGCCCAGCAAAGGGCAGCCCAGAUGUGCAGACCCCAAGCGUAGAGGUCGGAGGCUGUGCUGGACAGGAUGCCCCCCGGUCUGGGCCAGGGCAGGGUUGCCCCUUGAACUUGACCCCUCAUUCACGCUAUGGGCACGGCACCUCUGUGGUGCCCAGGGCUCCUGGGGCUAGGCCACAGGGCCAGCUUGGCUGGGGUUACAGGUACUAACUCCAGUGGGGACCCAAGGGGUUAGAAAGCACGGAGGAGGGCGGCCGCAGCGCCCGCCUUGAAGUUGUCUGUAAGUGUUGUUCAUGGCUGUGGGACUGUGUUCCUAGGGCCAUGCCCAGUGUCUCUUCCUGGGCUGGGGACUGUACUGCCCGCAGGACCCAGGCAGCUCUUGGGAAGGCCAAGGACAACCUCGUUCCAAGACUUGAAGAGUCUGUUGCUGCCCCGUCCUCCCUCCGCCCUGAUGGCUUCGUGUGCACACAGCUGCGCAGGUGCGCCCCCGCUGGAGGGCCAGAGUCUGGCCGGGGAGCCUGGGACACCUGCGGGCACUGCCUGCCACGUGGAGAGGCCUUGGGGACCCCACAGGAGACCCUCCCCCACUGCGCCCAGCCACGCGUGUGCCUGCCCUCCGGAAAGAGGUACCUCGAGACUAGCCAGCCCCUCCACUCGCCCCUGGGGGGCUUCAGGAGGCUGCAGCCAGCACGGAGGGCAUACAGCAGCCCAGGCCUGAGCCCCCCUGCUUGAGGUGGGCCUCUCCCUGCUCCCCACCCCAACCUGAAGCCAGGUGGGUUGGAGACCCAGGGCGGCUGGUGCUAGGAAGAGGCUGUGGAGCGGGGAGGCGGGGCAGCGUUGGACCCCAGUCCCUCUGACCCGAGUUUUCCUUCAUCUGUUUCUCCACCCAAAUUUGCACUUUAAUUUGACCAUCCCUGGGGACCUUUGGGGGCGUGAGCCUGCUGUCCUGGCUGCUGACGGAGGGCUUUGUUUCCCCCACUCCACUCCAAGUGGCCUGCCCCCCCCCCAUUCCUGGGCUAGCACAGGGAGGGCACCACUGGCCACUGGAGGAGGCCACAGUGGCCGCACAGAACGCCUGGCCGCCGCUCGGGCUAGCACAAUGUCCCCGUGACCUCUGCCCCUCCCUCGUUUGUAAUCACGUGUCUUUUGUUCUUCUGGGUAAGGAAGGCAAGAACUCUAGGUAAAACUUAAAUAAUGAUGAUUAAAUGUGAAUGGAUCUGAGCUCCCCCUGCGCCCUGUGGGCCAGGCCGAGCGUUUUGCACUAAUGUGUCCUGCAGUGGACGUGGUAGGGAGCAUUUGCAGACGUGCGUGGCAGGUGACCGCACCCGCCUGGGGGGGGGGGGCUCCUUCCGCAUCCUGAAUGUACCGUGGGGCGGGUGGGCGGCGGGCCUGGGCUCGGGGGGCCUUCCAGAGUGCCUUAGCAUCUUUUGAUCAUUUUUCCCAAGGAAAACCAAUUAAGAAAACCGGACCCUUCCCCUCCUUUGUUUACAAUGACGAAUUCCAGAAAUCGGGGCUGUCGUGUCCUGCCAGCGCGACCCUGGCUCGUCCUGACCCUGAGGACGGGAGACGAGCCACUCAGUAUUUAUGAGAUGUCUGCACCUUUAUUCCUAAGCUUGACUACUAGCAAUACGCAUCUACUAUAUAGAGUCUAUUAUAGAACUAAGUUAUAUCGGCGCCUUUCCCUGGAGGAUGGUUGGGACUGGACCGUUUUGGAGCGCUGAGGUGGGUGGCUGACCUGGGGUCUGGCUCCCACUCCACCUUCCCUUGCCCUCACAGAAGGGAUGGGAGCCCCCUGCCCCCCCCCCCCGGGGCUGCUGGAACAAACGCAGAAGGUCCAGAGGAGAGGACCAGAGACGGGACAGAUCUGUGAGCUCAGAGGAGCCGCCCGCUACUCGGCGGCUCAGUACUUGAAUUCUGUCUUGUUUUCAGCACCGGGUCUGCCACCCGAGUUCUCUGUGGUUGCUUACGGUUGCAUCCGAUUUGGUGUCUUACUUUGCCCCUGAAUGUGGACGCAGCUGUGUGUGUGAAGCAAGGAGGGGGAGAAGACCCUGGCCCCCUGACCCCGGCAUGUCCGUGUGGGGUGCUGGCCGGGCCGGCGGGCGUGGAACGCUGGCUGUGUGGUCUUGUCUUCCGUGGGAAGUCCUUGGUGUUGGCGUUUAAAGCUGAGGGGAGGGCAGAGGAGGGGCCUGGCCAGGAUCUGCCCUCCAGCGCACAGGCGUGCUGGGGUUCAUUUUCUAGGCCCAGCACCACCCUAGUCCCGCCCUGCCCGGCCAUGCUCAGUUUGUGUUCCCCGCAGGCUGAUUGUUAGGCAAGUCUGGUUGCUGGGGUGAGAAGGGCUGGUGCCAGUGGAAAACUCACCGAGUUUGCCCGCCUCUCCGGCAGGCCGUGAACCCUUUGUAGGCCGGGAGCUUGUGGGGGUCUCAGCUUUAAUUACUGCUGCCACUUUGGCGGCUUCAUUCCUCGUGAGGUCAGCCUGUGGCCCCCGCCCCCAGGGAGUGAGGGAGUGUCUAAAAUGGCAAAGGUGUUUUGCUUCCGUUUGUUUUUGUCUUGUUUUCUUGAAAAUGACCAGGAAAAUUAUGCAGAACCUAACGCACUCAAGUUGGACAACCUGCUUGUGUUCUGGUAGUCGCCUCCAUUGUAAAGUGAGAGUUUUGCACACGAUUGUGAUUUUUAUGUCAAAAGAAGCCAAAACUUGCAAUACUAUUUUUAGCAGACAAAAAAGAACUAAGUAUAAAAUGUAUAAAUAUUUUUGACUUGAACAUUUGGGUGGCACUGGGUACAAAUAGAACAUUCAUUCCUUCGACAGGAUGUUUGGAGAAAGAGAGACUUACAAGGCAAUGGUUGCUUUAAAGGGUGUGUCUAGGGGUUAAAGUAGUACUGUAACUCACGACUGUUAAAAAAAUGUUAAUAAAAUAAACUUCCUGUGCGACCAAGGAGGGCUUCGCAGAACCGCUGAGUUCGAUUCCGCCAGUGCUGGCUUUUUCUGUUGUGGUUUUGUGUUUUGUUUUGUUUUGUUUUGCAAGGAGGAGGAAGCCUUUGUUUUGUCCUUCCUGUGUCCUCACUCUCUUUCCGUGCUGUGACCCCUUAGAGAUAAGACUAUUACUUUGUAGCCAUGGCUGACAACUUGUAUCAAUAACCAAGACAGCAACAACAUCCGAAGUGACCAGGGAAACCGGCCUUGAGCGCCUGCUCAGAGCUGUUUUGUAAGGUGGAAGUCCACGACACACAAAAGGAUGUCACCAUUAAUUGUAAAGCGCUUUGUAAAAUUCACAUUUACAGAAUAAUAAAGUCAAUUCAAACCCA
This is a messenger RNA of Dipodomys spectabilis (banner-tailed kangaroo rat), 6271 nucleotides long. RefSeq names its product NACC family member 2 (gene Nacc2). Gene Ontology annotation, biological process: regulation of transcription by RNA polymerase II. Bases 160 to 1926 code for a protein of 588 amino acids. The transcript has 6 exons. The record is from RefSeq and is a predicted model, not a curated record. Lineage: Eukaryota; Metazoa; Chordata; Mammalia; Rodentia; Heteromyidae. Gene Ontology annotation, molecular function: RNA polymerase II cis-regulatory region sequence-specific DNA binding; protein binding; DNA-binding transcription factor activity, RNA polymerase II-specific.